AUGGCCAAGAAAAAGGACAUGGUGCGGCAAAGCAAUCUUAGUCAAGAAAAGGUCCAGGACUCUAGUGAUGAAGAUGGUUCAGUUGGACAAGUGACACCCAAAGCGAAACAGUCUCCCGCUUCCCAAAAGACCAAAAGUGUCCAGAAACCGCUGAAAGGCUCUAAAUCCAAACCACCAAGUCCAGAGUCGGAGGAGGAAUCAACGGACGAAUCAUCUGAAGUCGAAAGCGGACAAGACGACUCGGAUAGCGAGUCAGCCACGAGCUCAGCGUCCAGUCAGAAGAGAACUGCACCGGCCACCGCCGACUCUCAACCAAGGAAAAAGACCAAGACAGCGAAGACCUCUUCAACAGUGCAGAUAGCACCGAAACCUUUCAAAGCACCAGCAGGAUACGCGCCGGUGGUGGUGUCAGCAUCCGACUAUGCCUCGGAGGUGGGAUCUCUGUUCGGCGACCUGUCUGCCAAGCAGAUCUGGCACAUCUCUGUCCCAGAUGGUGUUUCGAUCGACUCGAUCAAGGAGCUUGAUAUUGAAGCCGCGAUAAAGGGAGCGCCGAUCCUCAGCAAGAACGGCAUCGACUAUAACCUUCGUUCCGUGCAUACCAAGAACGAGGUUGUCCUUCUACCACAAGGAACGAAGAUGAACUACCGACAGUCUGCGAAGAGAGUCGAGCGAGUGUUGCAUCUUCAAGAGAUGAGCACCACCGAGUCGAAGGACGAAACACCUCUUCUUUUCACCGCUACGGGCUCAGGCAAUCCGAAACCCGUCCGGAAACAACCCGAAGGCUUGAAGAUGCGCUACGUUCCUUAUGGCGCCCCUCCAAUCCAGGAACCCGCUGAAGGUGAAGAUGAGGAUGUAGAGAUGAGGGACACUUUGGACAUGCCCCCGGAACUCGAACAGACUCAUUCACAAACGACAUUCAAAAAGUCCAAAAAGUCGAAGCGAGAUGGGGCUGACGGAACAAGUCCGGAGAAGAAAUCGCGCGUUGAAGAUGGACAAGCGUCGUCUGAGAAGAAGAAAAAAAAAAGAAAAAGCGCAGGAUAG
This is a messenger RNA of Capronia coronata CBS 617.96, 1041 nucleotides long. RefSeq lists its product as uncharacterized. Bases 1 to 1041 code for a protein of 346 amino acids. Gene Ontology annotation, biological process: transcription by RNA polymerase I. The record is from RefSeq and is a predicted model, not a curated record. Lineage: Eukaryota; Fungi; Ascomycota; Eurotiomycetes; Chaetothyriales; Herpotrichiellaceae. The transcript has a single exon.